ACCCUCAUCGUCACCCACAACCUCACACCAUCAACCACGCUUCACCAAAAGUCCGCUCAAUCCCUUCACCACUUGUUAUACAGAUCUGUAUCAUACUCGAAAAAGUCUGGUGACAUUCGAAUCCAAUCAACACUAUUCACUAUGGAGGCACCAGUGCCCGCUGUACCAUUUGCAUCACCUCAGAAACGCCCAUUGGAGGACGACGCUCAACCUUCCACACCGAACCGGCCCUCUACAUCUACAGCUUCGACCCCUUUAUCGAUUCUUUCCUCUGUAGCUACGCCAUCUCCCGUACAGCAGCAACAUGCAACUUCCAAUACCACACCUGCUCUGCCACAGUCCACUCCAACGGCUUCCAGUAACGCACAACCGCCGGCGAAGAAGCGGAAACUGACUCCACAAGAGAAAGAGGCUGAGCGAUUUGAAAAGGAGGCCAAGGCUAAAGCUCGUGCCGAAAAGAAGGAGCAGAAGGAAGCCGAGGACAAAUUGAAGGCUGAGAAGCGCGAGGAGGAGAGGAAGAGGAAAGAAGAUGUAAAGCAAAAGAAAGAAGAGGAAAAGCGCAAGAAGGAAGACGAGAAGCGUAAGAAAGAAGAAGAUAAGCAGAGAAAGGAGCGUUCCCAGUUGAAAUUGAACGCUUUCUUCUCCAAGCCCAAGGCCACUGGUGAUUCUACAGGCAAAUCCCUGGUAGAUAAUCUCCAUGUCCCUACCACUGGCUCCGUAUCAUUAGCUCCCGAUACUGGAGUGUCCAUUACUAACGCAGCGCCCCCAUCACCACAGAAGGCGAUCCGGAACAAUGCCAAAUCAGACUAUGAGCGCUUCUUUCUGCCAUUCGCACCUCCCCCAUACACCACCGUUGCCUCUCAGAAUGCUCUUCUCGAGGACCCGGAGGCUGUUUCUGCAGCCAAAGCUCGCAUGGAGAAGUUGAUUGCCCAGGAAGAUGUCGACAUGGAGCCUGUGACUGUGGAGAACUUCCGCUCCAUCUUCCCCAAGCGCCGGCGCGGGAUGGAUAUACCGACGAUCGGGCAUGUCGUUGGACUCGUCAAUGGCUCUGCACACAUGCCAAUGGAUUCGAUUAGAGGCAACGGCAAACCCCAACCUCUUGACUUACUGAAGAAGAUUCCCAUGAAGUACUUGCACUUUUCAGAAGAUGUGCGGCCUCCAUAUUUUGGAACGUACACUAGGUCGCACACCCUCUCUGAGAGUCGGAAGGUUGCCUUGAAUCCAGUUUCUCGUGGUCUGAAAGAACUGGACUACGAUUACGAUUCCGAGGCAGAAUGGGAAGAGCCCGAGGAAGGCGAGGACAUUGACUCUGACGACGAGGAGGACUUGGAUGAGGAGAUGGACGAAGAAAUGGAGGGCUUCUUAGAUGACGAAGAGGCAACAGACACAAAACGUCGCCUCUUGAACGGCGACCAAGAACCCGUCAGCAGCGGUCUCUGCUGGGAAGACGCCAACCGCGUCUCAAUACUAAACGACGGGUCGGGCGCCAUCUGCACCGAUUUCCGGGAUUUCAGAAUGGGCUGCUUACUCGAAUCCCAACCUCGCUCUAUCGACCCCUUCUCCACCAUCUACUGGGGCGCCCCGGACCCCCCUCCUCAACCCCCCUCCAUCCCCGGCCAACCAACCAUCAAAUCCGCAGUCUCGGGCCUCAUGAACCCCCCUCGUCUCCCCCUCUCCUCGCGCCCCGCAAACGGCCUCCUGAACACGCUCAACCUCCCUUCCUCCUCUUCCGCCUCCCUACCCGGCUUCUCUUCCUCGACCACCUCUACCUCCUCUUCUUCUUCUUCAAAACCAAAGCAAACUAUUCCACCCGACCAACUUGCAGCCUUCAAAGCGGCAAUCGACGGCCAGGAUCUGACCAAGAUCGCCAUGAUUGAGGCGUUGAAGAAGAAGUUUCCCAAGCUGGGGAAGCAGGCUAUUUCUGAUACGCUGGGGACUGUGGCUAAGAGGGUGGGGAGUAAGCAGAGGGAGAAGGUGUGGGUUUUGCUAUGA
Molecule: messenger RNA, 1992 nt
Organism: Periconia digitata
Lineage: Eukaryota; Fungi; Ascomycota; Dothideomycetes; Pleosporales; Periconiaceae
Source: the annotation of a GenBank genome assembly